AUGACGCCGCUCGUGUCCCUCGCGACGACGACGACGACGACGCCGCCGCCGCCGCCUUCGGUGGCGUCGCCCUCCUCCAUCACCGCGCGCGCGUCGUCGACGUCGGUCGCCCCCGGGCGAUCGGUCGCGGCGCCGCCCGUUCGACUCGUCUCCACGAUCGCGCGCGCGUCCUCCUCGUCGUCCUCCUCCUCGGUCGACGUCGCGGACGCGCUCCUGACGUGCGCGGACUCGAUCGCGACGAACGGCGCAGAUCUGUACGCGUCCAAGCCCGACGGCGACGUCGCGCGCGCGGUCGAGACGCUCGUCGCGUCCGCGCGCCUGGGCUCCUCCGACGACGCGACCGCGUCGGACGUGAUCGCCGCGGGCGAAGGCGUGUACGAGGUGUUCAACAUGCCGCACAUGUUCAACCUGUCCUCACCGAUCGGCAUGCGGUUCAAGCCGGUGCGAUACACGAUCGGCGCGCGCGGAGAGAUACGAAGCGACGUGCGGUUCGUGACCCCGGGCGGUUUCGCGGGCUGGCUCAGCGCGUCGGGGCGCGUGGACGCCAGCGGGGUCGACGAGGUGACGCUCGCGUUCGACUCGUUCUGGGUGGGGCGAGACGGCGCGUCGCCGCGGGAUAACCCCGCGAGGGCGGGCGCCGAGGGCGGCGGGGCGCUCGGCGCGAUGGACGCGCUCGUCAACGGGCUCGGGAACGCGGGGUUCCUGCCGUCGUUCGCGCGGUUCCCGGUCAGGUUCUUCGACGAGGACGCGGGCGUGUGCGUGUUUCAGUUUCCGCCUCUCAGGUCGGACGUCGCGGCGCAACGCGUGUCGAGGACGCCUUCGGGGACGGUGUUCUGA
Micromonas pusilla CCMP1545 is the source of this 837-nucleotide messenger RNA. RefSeq lists its product as uncharacterized. The record is from RefSeq and is a predicted model, not a curated record. The transcript has a single exon. Lineage: Eukaryota; Viridiplantae; Chlorophyta; Mamiellophyceae; Mamiellales; Mamiellaceae. The coding region runs from base 1 to 837 and encodes 278 amino acids.